This is a messenger RNA of Marmota monax (woodchuck), 3636 nucleotides long. It is a transcript of the gene Cmtm6, whose product is annotated as CKLF like MARVEL transmembrane domain containing 6. The record is from RefSeq and is a predicted model, not a curated record. The transcript is spliced from 4 exons. The coding region runs from base 85 to 636 and encodes 183 amino acids. NCBI's taxonomy places the organism in Eukaryota, Metazoa, Chordata, Mammalia, Rodentia, Sciuridae. Gene Ontology annotation, cellular component: membrane.
CGCCCCUUGCUACUCGGGGACUUUUACUGGACCCGGCCGAGUGAGACGCAACUCCCGCUGCUCCCGCGAUCUUGACUCUGGGCGAUGGAGAACGGAGCAGUGUACAGCCCCACCACUGAGGAGGAUCCGGGUCCCGCCAGGGGCGCCCGGAGCGGCCUCGCUGCCUACUUCUCCCUGGCCCUGCUCCCUUGGUAUCGGCGGGUUCUCAAAGGCUUGCAGCUGUUGCUGUCUCUGCUGGCAUUCAUCUGUGAAGAAGUUGUAUCACAAUGCACAUUGUGUGGAGGACUUUACUUUUUUGAAUUUGUAAGCUGCAGUGCCUUCCUUCUGAGUCUCCUUCUGCUGAUUGUGUAUUGUACUCCAGUGUAUGACAGAGUUGAUAACACAAAAGUAAAAUCAUCGGAUUUUUACAUUACAUUGGGAACAGGAUGUGUAUUUUUGUUGGCAUCUAUCAUUUUUGUUUCUACCCAUGACAGAACCUCAGCUGAAAUUGCUGCAAUUGCGUUUGGAUUUCUAGCAAGUUUUAUGUUUCUGUUUGACUUUGGUGCUAUGCUUUUUGAAAAGCUACAGGAGUCCCAGCUAAGAAAACCUGAGAAUACCACUCGAGCAGAAGCCCUCACUGAACCCCUUAAUGCCUAAAGACUCUGGGGAGCAGGUGUUACACAAGAUGGUGACUCUUGGUGGUGAUGCCUGAGCUCUGGCAGAAGGUCCUGUAGAAUUUGUGUAAUUGCUUAAACCACUUCUUUGGAGAAUUGGGGGAAUAGCAGGAAGGCAGGUUUAUCAAUAUUAGGCUGUGUUUUCAGUCACCACAGUCUAGAGUAGAGGGUUUUUUAUUUUUAAUUGUAAAAAAAACCCAAAAACCUUAAAACUUGUUGUUAUGGAGUUUGUCUUUUUUUUUGAGGAGAAGGACCGUUGUUUAAAUCACACAGUUCAACUAAAGAUAAAUGAUUCUGUCCUUGUGUUACAGGGCAUUCUCUUAUUAGUCUUAGCUUCCAAAUUAUGCUUUAUAGCUGUAUAAACAGCAUGAUUAUAUUCAUUUAUUUAGAAAUUAUUUCAUUCUUAAAUUAAUUUGCUUAGAUAUUAAUAUUUUUAUUAGAUUAUGUUCUGUUAAUGGAAAUUUAAUGUAUAUUUUAAUAGACCAAUAUUUUAAAUGUUGGUCUAGGUUUUUUCUUUACUAUGUGAUACUUGGCUUUACUGUAUCUCACUCAGCCUUAAAAUUAUAUGGUAACAUUUUAGGAUAAUUAUUAACUCUUUCUGAGACCUUUGUAUAGCUUAAUAUAAAAUAUCUGGGAGCUGUUGGUAUUUUAUGUGUAAAAGCAGCAGCAAUCUCAUGUUUAAACUGCACUUUGUUGAGAUCAGGUUUAAAAAAAAAUGAUUGUUAUAUAACAGAAAAAUUGAAGAAACUGAUAUUAUACCUAAGGACCAAAGAAAAGAAAGGUAGAUUUUUUACUUAGUACAAUAUAUAGAAACAGGCUUCAACCACUUCCCAUGUAUGUGAAGAAGUGAAUUUAUACUAUGGGUUAGAAAAAAGGGCUGUUACCCUGUUGGCAUGUGAUCAUUUCUAUUUAAUGCAGCUCUGUGGGUCCUUUUAAGAUCACUUUGAGCAAGUUUUCUUUUUAAAACCCCAGUCUUUGAUUUUUCAUCUGUUUGAGAUGCUUCCUUUUCUGUCUUAUCAGAAUGGUCCACAUGCUGCUUCAUCAUCUGACAGAGGUGGGCCUCUUCCUUGUUAGUUUUCUUUAGGUGUGAAAGUGUGUAGCGGGAGCCUUAGGGUCCUCGUUCCCACAUUGGCAUUGCUCUAGCUUCUUGUAGAAGAAGAUAUCGUAAGAAAGUGAAUGUCCAGGAACUUGACCAGGUGAAUACUGUCGAUGAUGUAAGGAAGUAGUCAAACCAUUCUCAAGAGAUUUCGGUUCUGAUAAUUUGAAAGAAUUGUCUUUUGCUCGCUGUCUUAUAGUCAUACACACAGGGCACUUGAGAUAGGACUUUGUUGAGAUCAGUCCUUUCUGCCCAAGUCAUACAGAGUAGACCUUUCUUGUUCUCGACCAGAGACUCCAGUAUUAAGGUCAUGAACCCAGAAGUCACAUCCUUUCGUAUUUUGGUGGAGGAUUCCUAGGCUAGGUUUUCUCUCUACAGCAGUGGAAUCUUAUUUCCAGUGAUUCAGUUAAUGACCACAUUCUUUUUAGUUUCUCAGCUGCCAUUUGAAUGUUGUAGAUAGGUUUUAGUUGCAUGCACGUGGCUAUUGUGGUUCUCAAAAAUUGGUCAGACUGGGCAGAUACAGCCUCUGCUGUGUUAUAAGGUCAGUUUCUUAUUCAUCUGUAUCCUAUUUUAGAUGCUAGUGUUAGUGAUGAUAUCACUACUACCUACUUGGGAGAUAAUGAAAUCAAUCAUAGAUUCUGUUUUUAUUGGGUAUGUCAUCUAAAAGAGGAGAAAUAGCUGGGUCUUAGGUCCAAGAAUGAUGACUGAUUCAAAGAUAAAAAAUUUAUGGUAGGCAAUUGUAGAAUUUCAGAUCACACUGUGUACUCUUGUCAUUUUAAAUGUCAUCUAUACCCAUAUAGAAUUCACAGCAAAUUGACUGGGCUACCUCAGUUUUACCACCUGUGUUAGUCAUCUUUCUGUUGCUAUAAGAAAAUACCUGAGAAAAUAAACUGAAAAAGAAGAAAUGGUUAUUUGGGAUUACAGUUUUGGAGGUUUCAGUCCAUGGUCAGUUGACCCUGUUGCUUUGGGGUCUCUGGUGAGGCAGAACAUCGCACUGAGGAAUGUAUGGUAGAACAAGCUGCUCACCUUAUGGCAGCUGGGAAGCAAAAAGGAAAAAAGAGAGCAGCAAAGACAGAAGUCCUAUAGUCCCCUUCAAGGGCACCCCCCCCCCCCCCCCCAAAAUCUCCCAUUAGGCCCAACCUCUAAAAUUUCCAGCACUUCUUAAAUAGUGCCAUUCUAGAGAACAAGCCAGCAAUGCCUGAGCCUUUGGGGAACAUUCUAGGUAUAAAUUAUGGCACCAACCAUGCUUUGGGCUUAGUUAGAAUUGACGGACUUAUUCCCAGUUGGCUUCACUCAUUCAGCAUGUUGGGAUUGAUUGUAACUCUGCUUAUUCUGAAGUUUUACCUCCAUGUUUCAUUGGUGCAGAAGUGGGCUGCUUAGUAGGCCACUUAAUCUUUUCUUUUUCAGAAAGAUAAUUUGUUCACUUGUAUUUUUGGCCACUCUUAGAAUCUUCUUUCACAUUAUUUUUUUUUAUGGAACCCAUUAUUAGUUAGCUUCUCUCACCUGGAAGGAAACGAGUAAAAAGAUCAUGGUAGUAAAUAAGUUCAAGGAGAAUUUGGGACCAGAAACUGCUGUUAUGUAUAGAAAAGGGCAAUCUCAGUAAAUUCAAAUUUAAAAUAAUUUUAUAUUAACAGCUAUGGCAAAUUUGUAUUUUAUAAAAACUGUUUAAAAUGGUUUUUAAGAAUUAUAAGGGAAAGGUACUUAUAGUGCAAAAAUUUUGUAAUUAUUAAAUUAUGCUUUAUUUGGGGACUGGGAAAUGUAUUUUUACAUUGUUUAUAGCCAAUCAUUUUUGUAUUUGUCAAUGUAAAUCCUGUGGGUCUUUUUUAUCUCUCUCAAUGUCAAAUUUUAUAGUCUUCUUUUUAAAUAAAUCCAUUUAAUUAAAAUGUU